AUGGAGGGCGCAGGGCCCCGGGGGGCCGGGCCGGCGCGGCGCCGUGGAGCCGUGGAGCCGCCGCCGCUGCUGCCGCUGCUGCUGCUGCUCUGGCUGCUGCCCGGCCCCGCGGCGCCCCAGGAGCUGAACCCGCGCGGCCGCAACGUGUGCCGCGCGCCCGGUUCCCAGGUGCCCACGUGCUGCGCUGGCUGGAGGCAGCAGGGGGACGAGUGUGGGAUUGCGGUGUGUGAGGGCAACUCCACGUGCUCGGAGAACGAGGUGUGCGUGAGGCCGGGCGAAUGCCGCUGCCGUCAUGGUUACUUCGGUGCCAACUGCGACACCAAGUGUCCGCGCCAGUUCUGGGGCCCCGAUUGCAAGGAGCUGUGUACCUGCCACCCUCACGGGCAGUGCGAGGACGUGACGGGCCAGUGUACGUGUCACGCGCGGCGCUGGGGCGCGCGCUGCGAGCAUGCGUGUCAGUGCCAGCACGGCGCGUGCCACCCGCGGAGCGGCGCGUGCCGCUGCGAGCCCGGCUGGUGGGGAGCGCUGUGCGCCAACGCGUGCUACUGCAGCGCCACCUCGCGCUGCGACCCACAGACAGGCGCCUGCCUGUGCCACGCAGGCUGGUGGGGCCGCAGCUGCAACAAUCAGUGCGCCUGCAACUCGUCUCCCUGCGAGCAGCAGAGCGGCCGCUGCCAGUGCCGCGAGCGCACGUUCGGCGCGCGCUGCGAUCGCUACUGCCAGUGCUUCCGCGGCCGCUGCCACCCUGUGGACGGCACGUGCGCCUGCGAGCCGGGCUACCGCGGCAAGUAUUGCCGAGAGCCGUGCCCCGCCGGUUUCUACGGCCUGGGCUGUCGCCGCCGGUGCGGCCAGUGUAAGGGCCAGCAGCCGUGCACUGUGGCCGAGGGCCGCUGCCUGACGUGCGAGCCCGGUUGGAAUGGAACCAAGUGCGACCAACCGUGCGCCACCGGCUUCUAUGGCGAAGGCUGCGGCCACCGCUGCCCACCGUGCCGCGACGGGCACGCCUGUAACCAUGUCACCGGCAAGUGUACGCGCUGCAAUGCGGGCUGGAUCGGCGACCGGUGCGAGACCAAGUGCAGCAAUGGCACUUACGGCGAGGACUGUGCCUUCGUGUGCGCCGACUGCGGCAGCGGCCACUGCGACUUCCAGUCGGGGCGCUGCCUGUGCAGCCCUGGCGUUCACGGGCCCCACUGUAACUUGACUUGCCCACCCGGGCUUCAUGGUGUGGACUGCGCCCAGGCCUGCAGCUGCCACGAGGACUCGUGCGAUCCUGUCACCGGUGCCUGCCGCCUAGAGACCAACCAGCGCAAGGGCGUGAUGGGUGCGGGCGCGCUUCUUGCACUACUCCUCGGCCUGCUGCUGUCGCUGCUCGGCUGCUGCUGCGCCUGCCGCGGCAAGGACCCCGCGCGCCGGCCCCGCCCUCGCAGGGAGCUCUCGCUUGGGAGGAAGAAGGCGCCUCAGCGACUGUGCGGGCGCUUCAGCCGCAUCAGCAUGAAGCUGCCGCGGAUCCCGCUGCGCAGGCAGAAGCUGCCCAAAGUCGUAGUGGCGCAUCACGACCUGGAUAACACACUCAACUGCAGCUUCCUGGAGCCACCCUCAGGGCUGGAGCAGCCCUCACCAUCAUGGUCCUCCCGGGCUUCCUUCUCCUCCUUCGAUACCACCGAUGAAGGCCCUGUGUACUGUGUGCCCCAUGAGGAGGCGGCAACCGACAGCAGGGACCCAGAGGCCCCCACCGCCCCUGCGGAGGCGCCAGCUUCGUCCCUCGCGCCCUUGACCACGCCAGCGUCCGCGGAGGAGGCGACGCCCUUCCCCGCGUCCUCCGACAGCGAACGGUCGACGUCGAGCGUGGAGGGGCCCGGCGGGGCCCUGUAUGCGCGCGUGGCCCGGCGCGAGGCCCGGCUGGCCCGGGCCCGGGGCGAGGCUGGGGGCCUAUCGCUGUCGCCAUCGCCCGAGCGUAGGAAGCCGCCACCACCCGACCCCGCCACCAAGCCCAAGGUGUCCUGGAUCCACGGCAAGCAUGGCGCCGCCGCCGCUGCCCGUGCGCCCUCGCCGCCACCCCCGGGCCCCGAGGCCGCGCCCAGCCCCAGCAAGAGGAAACGGACGCCCAGCGACACGUCCGCACGGCCGGACGAGCCCAGCAGCCCCCGGGCCCGCGACCCGGUGCAGCGGCCCCCGGGGCUGGCCGAGGAAGCGCCUGCCGUCGCCGCACCCUCGCCGCCCCGGGCCCGAGUGCGGGGCCGCGGCCCUGGCCUCUCGGAGCCCACGGACGCCGGCGGUCCCCCGCGCAGCGCGCCCGAGGCUGCCUCCAUGCUGGCCGCCGAGCUGCGCGGCAAGACUCGCAGCCUGGGCCGCGCCGAGGGGGCCCUGGGCGCGCAGGGCCCCCGGGAGAAGCCGGCGCCGCCGCAGAAAGCCAAGCGCUCCGUGCCGCCCGCCUCGCCGGCCCGCGCGCAGCCCGCGCCUGAGGCCCCGGGGCCCGAGAAGGCGGCGGUCAGCGCGCCCGCGCCCGAGACCCCCCGGAAGAAGACCCCCAUCCAAAAGCCGCCGCGCAAGAAGAGCCGGGACGCGGCGAGCGAGCUGGGCAGGGCGGGCGCGCCCACCCUGUAG
Cynocephalus volans (Philippine flying lemur) is the source of this 2604-nucleotide messenger RNA. It is a transcript of the gene SCARF2, whose product is annotated as scavenger receptor class F member 2. Gene Ontology annotation, molecular function: scavenger receptor activity. NCBI's taxonomy places the organism in Eukaryota, Metazoa, Chordata, Mammalia, Dermoptera, Cynocephalidae. The transcript has 11 exons. Gene Ontology annotation, cellular component: focal adhesion. Bases 1 to 2604 code for a protein of 867 amino acids. The record is from RefSeq and is a predicted model, not a curated record. Gene Ontology annotation, biological process: heterophilic cell-cell adhesion.